GAGUAUCUCCCAUCCUGUUUUUUCUCCUGAGAUGAGAAUCUUUUACCACUAGACUCGCUCAGUGCGGAGGUCCCACAGGCCACAAGCGAUCCCAAUCGUGGAUCCUCGAUCCAUAUCCUGCUUCCUGCGGCAGUGCGGCGUCGUCCCCACUGCCGGCCUGCUCGCUGCACGCACGCACGGCAGCGCGCACGGCGGGCAGUAUCCCUCGACGUCGUCUAGGUUAAUUUGCUUGCCUCACGCCGGCAAUUCUGCAAAUCGAUCUCACGCACGCACUGAGGCUCAGGUCCGCCGCUGAUCAAUCCAUCUGAUAUUCUCGCACGGGGAGUGAGGGAGAAAUGGAGGGUCCAUCGUCGACGUCGUCAUUGAAGCUUAAGGCGGAGUGGGGUCCGGCCAUCUGCAUGGUGCUGAUCGAGGUGUUCACGACAGGGCAGAUGCUGCUCACAAAGGUGGUAGUUGAUGCGGGGCUCUUCGUCUUCGCCCUCCUCACCUAUCGCUUCUUCCUUGGCACCCUGCUCGUCGUCCCGCUCGCCAUCAUCUUCGAGAGAGGGAAGUGGAAGGAGAUUAAACUGAAAGCAUUCAUAUGGAUUUUUACAAGUGCACUUGUCGGGUUCACAAUUCCUGGUCUCUACUACAUUGGCCUGGGAGAUACGUCGCCCGGAUAUGCCAUCAAUUUUUACAACAUCAUCCCAAUAGCCACAUUCAUCCUUGCGGUUCUUUUCAGGAAGGAGCCUUUGAACUUGAAGAGCCUGGUAGGAAACAUUAAGGUGAUAGGAACCCUGGUUUGUGUUGGGGGGACACUGGUGAUCAGCCUCUACAAAGGCAAAGUACUUCAUCUCUGGCCUACCAACAUCAUCGGCUACCACCCCAAGCAAUCUGGAUCAGCGUUUGGGCACCACCAUAUGCGUGGAACCGUCUUGCUCAUCGUGAGCUGUUUGAGCCUGGCCGUCUGGUACACAGUGCAGGCACAGAUGCUGAAAGUGUUCCCUUACAAGUACUGGUCCACGGUUGCCACAUGCUUCGUGGGCUGCAUCCAAAUGGCUGUUGUAGGGGUCGCAAUGAACAGAGAAAAGGUGACUUGGCAGCUGAAAUGGAACAUGAGUCUGCUCACAAUCGUUUACUCGGCAAUACUCAACACUGCUGCCAAAUUCGUGAUGAUUUCAUGGGUGGUCACGCAGCGAGGCCCAACCUACCCAUCGAUGUUUUGCGCAGUAUCCGUCUUGUUCACCACUGUACUCGACUCGCUGCUUCUAGGCCAUGAUUUGUCUGUUGGAAGUAUUCUUGGCAUGUUCAUGAUUCUCGCCGGGCUCUACCUUUUCCUCUGGGGAAAGAGAAAAGAAUUGGUGCCCAACAAAGAAGAAAAACCAAAUGAUGAAGUGCAUUCUCAGAGUGAAGAUAAAAUCAAAGAAUCAUCAGGAUCCAACGUAUGAAAUGCUGUGUCAUAGAGAAUGAGACACUUAUCAAUGAUAUGGUGUUCUUAUGAGCAUGAAGAAGCCUUAGCAUGUUUGAGUGAAACUGAAUAUAAUUCACAUUAUGUCUUUUAUAUAUGCAAGGAAACAUAUAUAGGAACAGGACAUUAAUUGUACGUCACCUCGUGAGCGCAAUCCACCCCAUACCUUGACUCUUGAUUUGGUAUUUUCUCCAGGUAUAUGAUAUUGAUGUUAUUCUUAUU
Molecule: messenger RNA, 1669 nt
Organism: Sorghum bicolor (sorghum)
Lineage: Eukaryota; Viridiplantae; Streptophyta; Magnoliopsida; Poales; Poaceae
Product: WAT1-related protein At5g64700
Exons: 9
Coding region: 336-1427 (363 amino acids)
Cellular component (GO): plasma membrane
Molecular function (GO): transmembrane transporter activity
Source: RefSeq, a predicted model, not a curated record